Molecule: messenger RNA, 1122 nt
Organism: Symbiodinium natans
Lineage: Eukaryota; Dinophyceae; Suessiales; Symbiodiniaceae
Source: the annotation of a GenBank genome assembly
AUGGAAGAAAAUCUCAGCCUGCUCCUUCUCGGGGAGCCUCACAUCGCGCAUGCCCUUUGCUCCUUGAGCCUGAAGAACAUCUUUGCUGUCCGAUGCUGUCACCGCUCACUCAACCAACUAGUUUGUGGCGGUCCAGCUUGCGCCGGCAGCAAGCUCCUUCUUCAUCACUCCUCCCUUGGCUCCUACCUCGGCCGAAUUGACUCCGAUCCGGGUUUCUUGACGAGUUGGCUUGCAGCCAACCUUUUGCAGUGGGCCAGAAUGGACCAGAUUCCAGUGAUGCAGAACGUCAACCUACAGACGCGACAAGGCGAUGCAGGCCCCACAAGCAUCUCACGCCGCUUCGUGCAGCUCAACAGCGAGCUGGCGCGCAUGCUCGCGUUUGCCAGCCUGAAGCAGACCAGGUUUUCCGGCACAGCUGCUGAGCAUGCAGCGCUGCACGAGCUCGUUGUGCAGCUGCCCCAGACCGUGUCGUGGAAUGACUGCCGCUAUUAUGACGCCUCCGCCACCACGCGCGAGCGGAAGGGCGGCGGAGGCCGGUGCAAGGCGGAGCACCAUUGGAUUUGCCAGAAGUAUGGUGUCGCACUCACCAUCAAAACGAAGAUGGGAGACUUGAUUGUGAACUUUGUGGCCAGCCAUGAGCUGACCGAGGUGGUAGAGGAGCGGAUGGUGUACUGUCUGCUCACCCUACCGGGCCUCGACGAAGACGAGUGCGAGGUGCCACUGUUUCGCUCAAGCUCCGAGCGCUGGAUUGAAGAGAAGAAUUUCUCUCGAGCAUGUCCGGUCUUGAAUACAGAGGCCCUGAGCCAACUGCAGAACCUCCUUUGCGACGGUUUGUGCAGCAACUCCCUGGUCCUGGGAAUUCUCUUCCGCCUGCUCAGUGCGCCGGUGGCAGCGUGGGACAUGGACAACUUCAGGGCCUUGGAAGGCGGCAAUGUGGACAAGGGCCUCGGGCGUGUCAACUUCGAGGACCGCCCAACGCUGCUGUGGCUCCGUGAAGAAUUCGGCAUUUUUGCAGACAGCGUCUCUGGCAACAAAUCUCCUGCAGCCUCGCUUGGUGUCUGUCCGUUGGACGAGCCACAGACCUUGCAAGCACUGACGCGGUUCCUGUGCACCACUGCAUGA